AUGCUCAGCAGGAAGAGGGCCGCGGAGAUCCGUAUCAUGGAACUGCAAGAAUCAUUACAGGAGAUCAACACGAGAAUGAUCAACCACACCAAAGCGAAAUCAGCGGAAAGAAGACGAUUCGAAGAAACAUGGAACAGACAAAGCUUUAGGUGGAGAGCUUCCUUCGCAGGACAAGAGUUCUAUACAAAUUGGAUGAACGCGAAUAACGAAAUUGCGACACAGCUGCGCCAACUUGAAGCAGAAAUCGACGAGAAGAAGUACGAGGUUGAGGAAGCUCUCCGUGAGCUACGGAAAUGCGGCGGCUGGAGCUCACGCUACGUAUGA
Clonostachys rhizophaga is the source of this 324-nucleotide messenger RNA. The record is from the annotation of a GenBank genome assembly. NCBI's taxonomy places the organism in Eukaryota, Fungi, Ascomycota, Sordariomycetes, Hypocreales, Bionectriaceae.